CAAAUCAACUAAGCAAACAAUGGACUCUUCCCAAAUUCGUAAUGCAACAAAUCCCUAACAAAUCCUUGGGUUUUUAAAUUAAAAACCUUCAUUUUCAAAUCCAUAAACGGCCCCUAAAUAAUGAAGAUGGGCCUCAUAUAAGCCCUAUGGAAUCACUUUUACAUAGUGUGGGCUUGAAUAUGAAGAAAGAAGGAUUUAUGGGCUUAGAUGAGCACUCUGAUACUUACUUUGUGGAUUUUGGAAAAGGGGGCGGACAGUCAUUAGGCUAUGGCUACUACGCUAGCCACGUGGAUAAGGAAGAAUUCAUUAGAGUCGGAGUUGCUGGCGUGAGAUACGUUCGAGUAGUGGAUCACGAUUGGAAGAAAAGAAAGCGCAAGAAUGGAGGAGGCAAGACGUGGAUUGCACGGUAGACUUGAAGAAAUGGGUCAAACUGAUCAACCUUGAGGGCAAGGUUGGUCUCAAGGGGGAUGGGAUGUUAGAAACACGUUUUCUAAGAAAAACGAGUUUCUAUAUUAUCAUUAUUAUUAGGUUUUAUUAAAUAUGGUUAGUAGUCUUUUAGUAGAAUUAGGUUUAGUAUUAGGUUUUCACAUCUUUCGUUAUAAAUAUGUACUUUGCGUUUUAUUUAGAAGAAAGCAAGGACAAUUAUGCAUAAAAGUAUCUCAAACCUGAAUCUCUCCGAAUUUCGUCACCUAUCCCUAGGCCGUCGGCCAUUCUUCUCCUCGAUCCCCAAUUUCCUCUUCUAAAUCUCUAAUCCCCAAUUUUGUUCUUCCCCAAUUCUAUCUCAAUCCCUAAAUAUCUAUCAAUUCCCAAUCUCAUCAAUCCGACCGUUAGAACCCUAGAAUUAGGUUUCUAACACAUUAGAGAACUGAGAAUGUGCUUUUCUUAUAUGUGAAAUUCGAGUUGCCUGAAUGUAUACUUUAUCUAUGAGCCAGCUUCUAACAGACCUUCCAGUUCAAGGUGUCAUAAACCCACAAUUAAACCUGUAGAUGGGUUUACUUCACGGCCUGAUUUUCUUCAAGUCAUUGUCACAAAAUAUGCGGAAAACACUGGUCUGGUAGGUUGCCGCAAGCAAACAAUGCUUUGUUCUAUUGAUUCAUCUAGUGCAAACAACUGAAGAUGAUGUUUUUUUCUCUUUUGCAGAAGAUGCAUGGAGGGUUUGUUCAUAGGCACAUCACCAACUGGAAUGAGAAUAUGGUGGAGCUUAAACUUAGAGAAGAAACGUGGUUCGUGAAUAUUAUGUCACGCCAUGGUGUUCCUACUCUUUGAGAAGGGUGGUGCCGAUUUGUGCGUGAUAACUCUCUGAAAGCUGGUGACACAUGUAUAUUUGUGGGCACUGCCAUGGAACAUGUGCUCCAAGUUCACAUUUUACGUAGAUGAAUGAUGCUUGUGAAUUGGAAAGUUUGAAACAUCUGUUAGAUUGAGUAUCAAUGUAUCAUGGUAGGCUAUGUAAGGACUCCAUUUAGAUCCUGACCUUGUCACUAAUUCUAGGAUGUUGAUGUUAGGGGAUGUUUCUGGUAAUGUUAUAUGCACUUCUAUUGGUUGACAUUCAUCUGCAACGUGUUUCUGUAGAAAGAAUCAGUUAUACUAAUAGCCAUUUCGAUAUGUAGAGCAAGAACAUUCCCUGCCAGUGAUUUUACGAGUAAUAUUUCUUCUAGGGAUGAGUCGUGGGAAAGAUACAAAUGCGGAUCGGCUGAGGCAACAGUGCUUUUCUUCCAUUGACGAUCAAGCUUUCUUGAAGACCUCUUGUCGUUGAUACACAGAUUAAUUCCCUAAAUACAGUAAUAAUUAAAAAUAAUUCCCAGAAUACAUAACUUUUAUAAAAAAUUCCCAAAAUACCAAAGUUUGACACGGUUCGAGUUCAACAAACUCGAACUAGUACCAGAUCGACUGCCAACAAAUCGAUCCACGUGCAUCGAGGAUGGAGGACUCGAACAGCAGGACCUGGAUCGGCUGCCAACAAAUCGAUCCACGUGCAUCGAGGAUGGAAGACUCGAACAGCAGGACCUGGAUCGAUGACCUGGGCAGCGUUCCACCCUAGAUCGAUGUAUCGGGAAGUGAUCUAGGCCGUUCGAUUGCUUAACCCGCGAUGAAGUGGUGACGCGGAUCGAGUGGGGAGAACUUGAUGCAGGUGGAUCGAGCACCUGGGAAUCGUUCUGCUUGACGCGGAUAGAUGACGUCAGACCCGCUCCGUCAUAGAUCGAGUUUGCAUAACUCGAUCUGGUUCGUUCGAUUUGACAACAAUCGAACUCCUUUUGACGCGGAUCGAAGGCAGCAAAAUCGAUGUCGUGGUUCGAGUCCCCUAAACUCGAUCCACCUCCUCCCACUGAACCUAUAAAUACCACCUUCCAUU
Messenger RNA from Linum trigynum, 2350 nucleotides. NCBI's taxonomy places the organism in Eukaryota, Viridiplantae, Streptophyta, Magnoliopsida, Malpighiales, Linaceae. The record is from the annotation of a GenBank genome assembly.